This is a messenger RNA of Lodderomyces orthopsilosis Co 90-125, 477 nucleotides long. RefSeq names its product D-amino-acid N-acetyltransferase (gene HPA2). The transcript has a single exon. Bases 1 to 477 code for a protein of 158 amino acids. NCBI's taxonomy places the organism in Eukaryota, Fungi, Ascomycota, Pichiomycetes, Serinales, Debaryomycetaceae. Gene Ontology annotation, biological process: protein acetylation. Gene Ontology annotation, molecular function: N-acetyltransferase activity. Gene Ontology annotation, cellular component: cytoplasm. The record is from RefSeq and is a predicted model, not a curated record.
AUGUCAGUCAUUAUAAGACCAAUUGAAGCUAAAGAUAAACAACAAUGGUUAAAUCUUUGGACUGGCACAGGAGGUUACAUUGAAUUCUACAAAUCAUUAGAUAAAAUUACCCCAGAAAUUUCCGAAACUACAUUUGCUCGUUUCCUUGAUCCUAAUGAACCAGUUUACUCAUUAGUUGCCGUUGAUUCCAAUUCACCUGACAGGAUCAUUGGAUUUGCCAACUAUUUAACUCAUCGUAAUACUUGGACCAUCAAUGAUGCUUUAUAUUUGAAUGAUUUAUUUGUUUGUCAAGAUAAUAGAUUACAUGGAGUUGGUAGGAAAUUGAUUGAGACAGUUUAUGAUGAAGCUGAUCGAUUGAAAUGCGAGAAAUGCUACUGGUCAACUCAAUUUGAGAAUCAUCGGGCUCAAUUAUUGUAUACUAAAGUGGGAGUUAAAUCUGGAUUCUUACUUUAUCGUCGUCCAAAUCUGUCCGAUUGA